AUGCCUAGUCUAGUGGUAUCUGGAAUAAUGGAAAGAAAUGGGGGCUUUGGAGAACUAGGAUGUUUCGGGGGAAGCGCUAAGGACCGAGGGCUGCUGGAAGACGAGCGCGCCCUUCAGCUGGCUCUCGAUCAACUCUGCCUCCUGGGUUUGGGGGAGCCCCCCGCCCCCACGGCGGGCGAGGACGGGGGAGGUGGGGGGGGCGGCGCCCCCGCGCAGCCAGCCGCCCCCCCGCAACCGGCCCCGCCGCCGCCGCCCGCGGCGCCCCCGGCCGCCCCGCCGGCGGCCCCCGCGGCGCAGACGCCCCAGCCCCCCACCGCCCCCAAAGGGGCCAGCGACGCCAAGCUCUGCGCUCUCUACAAAGAGGCCGAGCUGCGCCUGAAGGGCAGCAGCAACACCACCGAGUGUGUCCCCGUGCCCACCUCCGAGCACGUGGCCGAGAUCGUGGGCAGGCAAGGCUGCAAGAUUAAGGCUCUGCGGGCCAAGACCAACACGUACAUCAAGACCCCGGUGCGAGGCGAGGAGCCCGUGUUCAUGGUGACUGGGAGGCGGGAGGACGUGGCCACAGCCCGACGGGAAAUCAUCUCGGCAGCAGAGCACUUCUCCAUGAUCCGCGCCUCCCGCAACAAGUCAGGCGCUGCCUUCGGCGUGGCGCCUGCCCUGCCUGGCCAGGUGACCAUUCGCGUUCGGGUGCCCUACCGCGUGGUGGGGCUGGUGGUGGGCCCCAAGGGCGCGACCAUCAAGCGCAUCCAGCAGCAGACCAACACGUACAUCAUCACGCCAAGCCGCGACCGCGACCCGGUGUUUGAGAUCACGGGGGCCCCGGGGAACGUGGAGCGCGCGCGCGAGGAGAUCGAGACGCACAUUGCAGUGCGCACGGGCAAGAUCCUCGAGUACAACAACGAGAACGACUUCCUGGCGGGGAGCCCCGAAGCCGGCCUGGACAGCCGCUACUCCGAGGCCUGGCGCGUGCACCCGCCAGGCUGCAAGCCGCUCUCCACCUUCCGCCAGAACAGUCUGGGAUGCAUCGGCGAGUGCGCCGUGGACUCAGGCUUCGAGGCCCCGCGUCUGGGAGAGCAGGGCAGCGACUUCGGCUACAGCGGCUACCUGUUCCCCGGCUACGGUGUGGGCAAGCAAGACGUGUACUACAGCGUGGCGGAGACCAGCCCCCCGCUCUGGGCGGGCCAGGAGAACGCCACGCCCACCUCGGUGCUCUUCUCCUCUGCCUCCUCGUCUUCGUCGUCCUCCGCCAAGGCCCGCGCCGCGCCGCCGGGGGCGCACCGCUCUCCGGCCGCCUCUGCAGGGCCGGAACUGGCCGCCCUGCCCAGACGCCCGCCCGGAGAGCCGCUACAGGGCUUCUCCAAACUGGGGGGCGGCCUGCGGAGCCCUGGCGGCGGGCGGGACUGCAUGGUGUGCUUCGAGAGCGAGGUGACUGCGGCGCUGGUGCCCUGCGGACACAACCUGUUCUGCAUGGAGUGUGCAGUACGCAUCUGCGAGAGGACGGACCCGGAGUGUCCCGUCUGCCACAUCACAGCCACGCAAGCCAUCAGAAUAUUCUCCUAAGUCCCCUGCCCCUGGCCUCCGGGGUCCCUCCCCAGGGGCCUGCCCUGGAUCUGUUUUCCACGGGGUGGGGGUGGGGUUUGGAAAUCAGUGAUCGAAGGGGCAAGGUGCUUAGAGAUACUCGCUCCAUGGGGAGGUGGAGGGGAGGCGACGGUGGCUGGGGGGGGGGGUGGGCCGCCUGGAGAGCCUCUAGUUGCCCCAUCCUGGAAAGGAGGGAAGGGAGCCAGGCAGGAAGUUUUACUAGAGUUACAACUCUGAUACCUCAACACACCCUUCAAUCUGGAAGCAGCUACGAGAAACUUUUGUUUUGCCAGAGGUGGCCGUUAAGGCGUCCUGACCCCCUCUGUCUAACCCCAUCUCUGUCACACUACCCCUUCCUCUGCAGAGGGGGAAUCACCAUCCAUAUCUAGAGGUGCUCUGUCCAACCCUCCAGCCCUUGCUGGCCCUGGCCUUUGACCUCUUCACAUGACCCUUUAGACCCUCCACUGAGAAAUCCAGUUUGGGAAUCUGCUCCUGGAUUUCCAGUGGCAUAAGGGUGUUGGGGCCCUUCCAGAAGUCUGCACAGAUUCUCUGGGGUGGGGGGGCAUGUCAAUCCACAAGGGACUCAGUGUUCAUCUCCCCACAGAGCUGGGUGCAGGGAUCCGGAGAGUGAGCCCCUCUCUGCCCCGCCCACCCCUGCCCCCGCUCCUCACCAUCUUUCCUCCUGUUGGGCUCUCUCCUCUUCCUUCUUCUCUUUCCGUCAGCUGUCCUCUUUGCUUCCCCCUGAUGGCUGUGGCUCCCAGCCCUGCCCUCCUCAGUCUCUUUCCUCCCUCUCCCCCUCCCCCUGCCCCUUCUAGUGCAGCUUUGGGUUCACCACCCACCUGGGAAGACCUAGGGGAGAAGAGCAUUUGGAUGGACCCCUCCUUAAUUCCUCUUCUAGCAUCUGGAGGCCCUCCCCACUCCUCCAAAGAAACACCCUGAAUUUCUUGAUGGAAUGUAUCCCCAAUCUCAGUGAAAGCUUGAGGAGGGGACAAAUGCGGGGGGUACAUUAAGGGUCAAACAUCUGCCUCUCCCAUCCUUGGGCACUGUAUUUAGGGAACAGUUCUUGGGCUGGAACUUCUGGCGGUGGAAUCGGAGAGUCAGGCUAGUGUGUGCUGUGCAGGGAGGAGCCUGAGGCAGGUAGAGAGGCUGGUGGACCUAGGGUCUGCCCCUCCCAUGCAGCUCCCACACCCAGCCGCCCCCCUCUCCGGACCUGACCUGAACCCCUAUUAGCGAGCAAAUCAUGAAGUCUCUGUCCCCCCCAUUGUGGCUGAGGAGAGAGGCUGGGUCUUCAGAGGGCGCUGGGCCACAGAACAGGCGGGAUUGGGGUGCAGUAUGGUCCUGUACUGCUAACAGGCCUAGCACCACCCCUCCACUGCUUCCCUAAGGCUCACUGGGGCUGCCACCAGCCUCCCACCCUCCUGGUUCCGCGGGCGGGCCGGGAGCAGGUGGGGGAUGGGAGUCCCUGGGGGUCCCAGGAGAUUCUUGUAUAUAGUGGAGUGGACUUUUCUAGCUGAUCUGUGAGCACUCUUGCUUGGAAGUCCCAUUCUAUCUGAUGGAGAGGGGGUGCAGGGAUGGAGGUUCGGAGGGGGAUUUCCUCCUCUCCUUCCUCCUGUUGUGAAUUCACCCACCUCUCCUCGGCCUACCCCUCCACACCACCAGCCAGGGAGGGGAGAGGAAGGAGGUCACAGUCAGGAAAGUGGCCUGUGACAACUUCCCUCCUUCCCGCCAAUGUGAGCCAUCCUGAGAUGUCUGUACAAUAGAAACCAAACCAAAUGGGCGCCCUCCGGUCGCUGAGGGGGGUGGGGAGGGGGGUGGGAAGAAGGGAUGUCUGUCUGUCGAUCCCCCUCCCCCUCUCCACUUCUUACCCACAAAGGCAGAAGACUGUUACGCUAGGGGGCUCAGAAAAUUCAGUCCCACCCUUACGAAUCGAAUCGAGCCAAACCUAGAAACCAACGCAAAACACACAUAGUGAAAGACAAAACAGAGGAGAGAAAGAGCGUGAGAGGGAGCGAGAUAGGCGACCAACACAGAGGAGACAAAACAAAAAUAGCAAAAAAAAAAAAAAAAAGCAGUUCUUUAUAAUUUAAUAUUCUAUUUUAAUAAAGGCGUUUAUUACCGUA
This is a messenger RNA of Canis lupus familiaris (dog), 3698 nucleotides long. It is a transcript of the gene MEX3A, whose product is annotated as mex-3 RNA binding family member A. Gene Ontology annotation, molecular function: RNA binding. NCBI's taxonomy places the organism in Eukaryota, Metazoa, Chordata, Mammalia, Carnivora, Canidae. The transcript is spliced from 2 exons. The record is from RefSeq and is a predicted model, not a curated record. Bases 1 to 1560 code for a protein of 519 amino acids.